Molecule: messenger RNA, 678 nt
Organism: Adineta steineri
Lineage: Eukaryota; Metazoa; Rotifera; Eurotatoria; Adinetida; Adinetidae
Source: the annotation of a GenBank genome assembly
AUGGCAUCGAACUCAUCAACUUGGCUUCGACCACUUGAUCGAAAUGAAACUGCAUGUCUUCAAAAAGGCUACAAACCAAUACGUCUUGUCUAUACUGAACAACCAUUAACUGCACGAAUACUUGUUGAUGGUUCAAAAACAUUACCAAUUGAGGAUUUAAUACGUGAAUUUUUUUCUUUACAUCGUAUGCUUUUAUCCAAAACUUGUCUUGAUGAUAUUGAUAUAUGUCUUCUUCCACAUUGUGAUAUACGUGAAAUAACUUUAAAUCAAUUAACGAAAUUAAAUGGUCAUCAAGAACCUGUUCUUCUUCUAACAGCACGUUCAAACAGUGAAUAUUUACUUGUACGUGAUCUUGAAGAAUUAACAUUUCGACAACAAACUGGUUUAAAUGUUGAUAUUUCUGUUUUAAACCAAAUUAAACAAGAUAAUGAACGUUUACAUGAAGAAAAUCAUCAACAACAAGAACGUAUUCUUGAAUUAGAAAAACAAAUCAAUGAUUUUCUAAUAAUUCGUGAUGAAAUGAAACAAUUAUGUAAAGAAUAUAAAAAAGAUUUAAAGAAAACUCUAGAUAAAAAUAAUGAAUAUUAUAAAAAAUUCGAACGUUUAGAUCAAAAAUUAAAUAAUCCAUUAUCUCAUGAACAAAAUGCUCUUAUUUCAACAAGAUUAAAAAAUGAAUAA